Molecule: messenger RNA, 396 nt
Organism: Microthlaspi erraticum
Lineage: Eukaryota; Viridiplantae; Streptophyta; Magnoliopsida; Brassicales; Brassicaceae
Source: the annotation of a GenBank genome assembly
AUGAUCGCAGUGGAGUGUGUCACGGUCGGAUCGACCACACUGUUCAAGGCUGCGACAUUGAGAGGACUGAGCUUCUAUGUUUUUGUCUUCUACACUUAUGCUGUCGCUACACUUGUCCUCUUUCCACUUUCUCUCAUCUUGGGAAGGUCAAGAAGUUUACCAUCAGCUGUAUCUCCUGUCUUCUUCAAGAUUUUCUUACUUGCACUUGUUGGGUAUGAACAUUCAACAACAUUGGUUCGAUGCCGCCUGAGAUUGAGGUUGAAGGUGAAGAAGACAAUGGAAGGAGAGAGAGUGGGAGUGAAGAGAGUAAUAAUGGUGAUGGUGGGGAAACACUUUUUGAUUUGUUUAGGAGGACUUGAUCUUGUUUCUUCUUCUUCUUCUUCUACUUCUUGCUGA